AAUUCCAUAUGUGGAUCCAAAAAAACUUUUAGAUUUAAAGUUUAAGUAUGAAAAAGCUUCAGAUAUUUACAGUUAUGGUGUAUUGAUGUGGGAAAUCUCUAGCGGAGUUCCUCCAUUUAAGGAAUUGAUUAGUAAAGGUGAUCUUGUGGUGCUUCGUCUUUUUAUCAUUGAUGGACAUCGUGAAAAUGUUAUAGAAGGGACCCCUGAAGAUUAUAAGGAACUUUAUGAAAAAUGUUGGAAUUCUAUGCCUGAAAAUCGGCCUAAUAUAAAAAAAGUUUUAGAAAAGUUUAAAAAAAUGGGAUAUGGAAUAUAUGAAGAACAUAAUUCAACUUUUGAUGAAGUUUUAUUUCUAAUUCUUGCAAAUUUUUGCGAGUUUAUACAAUCUCUUCCGGUUCAAGUAUUACAUCUUUAUAAAAAUAUUAAUG
Messenger RNA from Funneliformis geosporum, 425 nucleotides. The record is from the annotation of a GenBank genome assembly. Lineage: Eukaryota; Fungi; Glomeromycota; Glomeromycetes; Glomerales; Glomeraceae.